This is a messenger RNA of Chionomys nivalis (European snow vole), 1068 nucleotides long. Its product is annotated as double homeobox protein B-like. Gene Ontology annotation, molecular function: DNA binding. NCBI's taxonomy places the organism in Eukaryota, Metazoa, Chordata, Mammalia, Rodentia, Cricetidae. The record is from RefSeq and is a predicted model, not a curated record. The transcript has 5 exons. The coding region runs from base 1 to 1068 and encodes 355 amino acids.
AUGGAUCUAAACUGCACUUUUGGCCUACUGGAAAAAGAAGCUCGGAGAAGGAGAAUGAUUCUAAACCAGAAUCAAAAGAACACUCUUCAUGCAUGGUUUGAGAAGAAUCCUAAUCCAGAUUUAACUACAAGGGGACAUCUGGCUAAGGAAUUGGGCAUCUCAGAGUCUCAAAUUAUGACUUGGUUUCAGAAGAACAGAAAAAUAAAGAAACAAGUGGAGUUUGAAUGUUGCUAUGAAGAAAGCCAAGCCCAGGGAAAGGAUAAACCUAAAGUUAAAGAAGCUGGGAGGAGCCGGACACGUUUCUCAAGAUUUCAGACUGAUAUUCUAAUUGAAGCUUUUGAGAAGAAUCGAUUCCCUGGGAUUGCUACCAGGGAAAAACUGGCUCAACAAACAGGCAUCCCGGAAUCCAGAAUUCAUAUAUGGUUUCAGAACCGGAGAGCUCGGCAUCCAGAUCCCAAACAGGGCACUCAGGCAACUGCUCAUCUAUCCCAGAACAGCCAGUGCCCUGCCCUGAAGACUCCUGAUCAACCUGCUCCUUCCGAAACUCUCACCAGCAGCUUGUCAGUUACAACAGCUCUUUCUCCACCCCACACACCAUCUGGUCCUUCUAAUCUCUCCAGCGGCCAUCAGAAGCAGUUGUCAAAGACCACAGUACCACAGCCCUCCCAGGUGGUACAGGGAAGGGGUGAUGGUCAAAAUUCCUCAGUGUUUAUUGGACACUUAUCAUCGGUAGUAACUCCAGGAGAGGAGGGCUUCCACACUCAGGCUCCUUUAUGUCUCCAAAUCCAAGAAAGACGGCAAGAGCCCGGUGAGAGCAGUGGUUCGGCUGUACCACCCUUAGACAGUUCUACUCAGGCUCCAGCCGUCAAUCAACACUUUUGGGAACUGGACCAGACAGACUUUGCCUUUCUGCAACACUGGGAUGAAUGGCUCCAGUCGAUGCUGGCUGAAUGGAUACCUGACGAAGAAUAUUGGACUCCUGGUGACUCUGCGCUCCAUCCACAGCAGGCGCAGCUUCAGCAGCCUGCCAGUGUAUCUCAUCAAGUGGACACAACUCCACAGCAAUAG